Molecule: messenger RNA, 460 nt
Organism: Balaenoptera acutorostrata (minke whale)
Lineage: Eukaryota; Metazoa; Chordata; Mammalia; Artiodactyla; Balaenopteridae
Product: protein FAM136A-like
Exons: 1
Coding region: 7-447 (146 amino acids)
Cellular component (GO): cytoplasm
Source: RefSeq, a predicted model, not a curated record
GUCAUCAUGGCGCAGCUGCAGCAGCUCCGGGCGCAGGAGGCGGUGGACUCUAUGGUGAAGAGUCUGGAGAGACAGAACAUCCGGAAGAUGCAGGGCCUCAUGUUCCGGUGCAGCGCCGGCUGCUGUGAGGACAGCCAGGCGCCCACGCAGCAAGUGCACCAGUGCAUUGCGCGCUGCCGUGCACCUCUGGCUCAAGCCCAGGCCCUGGUGACCAGCGAGCUGGAGAAGUUCCAGGACCGCCUGGAAUGGUGCACCAUGCAUUGCAACGACAAAGCCAAAGAUUCAAUAGAUGCGGGGAGUAAAGAGCUUCAGGUGAAGCGGCAGCAGGAGAGUUACGUCACCAAGUGCGUGGAUGACCACAUGAACCUCAUCCCAACCAUGACCAAGAUGAAGGAGUCUCUCUCAUCCAUUGGGAAACAGAUGUCUGCUAUUGGCUAUCGGGGCUGAAGCCAGGAAUCUA